Messenger RNA from Maylandia zebra (zebra mbuna), 3254 nucleotides. It is a transcript of the gene pex3, whose product is annotated as peroxisomal biogenesis factor 3. The record is from RefSeq and is a predicted model, not a curated record. Lineage: Eukaryota; Metazoa; Chordata; Actinopteri; Cichliformes; Cichlidae. Gene Ontology annotation, biological process: protein import into peroxisome membrane. Gene Ontology annotation, cellular component: peroxisomal membrane. Gene Ontology annotation, molecular function: protein-macromolecule adaptor activity.
GCACUUUUGAGAGUUAGCAAGCUGCUAUCCGAAACAUGUCCGUAAAAUAGUAAGAAAGAAUUUAGAAAUAGAGUUUUUGUUGUUUUAGUUGGUGGCCCUCUCUCUGUCCGAGGAUGUUUUCGUCUGCGUGGAAUUUUAUAAAACGCCAUAAAAAGAAAUUUAUUUUCACCGGAGCUCUAAUUGGAGGCGUAUACCUUCUAGGUAAAUAUGCCCAGAAGAAGUUCAGUGAGAUCCAAGAGAGGGAGGCUACAGAGUACAUUGCUCAGGCCAGAAGACAGUUCCACUUCGAGAGCAACCAGAGGACCUGCAACAUGACUGUGCUGUCCAUGCUCCCAGCGCUCAAAGAAGCCAUCGUCACGCAACUCAACUCAGAAAGUCUCACAACACUACUCAAGUCCAAACCGGCUAAUAAACUGGAGAUCUGGGAAGAUUUAAAGAUCAUCAGUUUUACACGCACAGUUGUGGCGGUGUACAGCACCUGUAUGCUGGUGGUUUUACUGAGAGUCCAGCUGAACAUCAUUGGAGGAUACCUGUACCUGGAUAACUCAGUGGGAAAGAGCACAACGACCCCUCUUGCCCCCCCAGACGUCCAGCAGCAGUACUUGUCAAGUAUCCAGCACCUACUGGGAGACGGUUUGGCAGAGCUGAUAACGGUAGUGAAGAAGGCGGUACAGAGCUCACUGGGAAGCGUGUCUCUGAAGGAGACCUGGUCUCUGCUGGAGCUGGAGCAGCAGCUGAACUGGAUCAGAGCGGAGGUGGAGGCCAGCUCGAGGCGGUCUCUGUCCUGGUACCUGCUUGCAGAUGACGAGAACGUGCUGGCCGAUCAGGCGUGCGGGCUCACAGAGAAUGACAUUAUGACCAUAAAGCUGCUUAACGAGACUAGAGACAUGCUGGAUAGUCCAGACUUCACCACUGUCCUCAAAGUCUGUCUGAACCGAGGUUUCUCCCGUCUCUGUGACAACCUGGCCGAGUUCUUCCGCCCGCCUCCAAGUGACUCUGCCCCCAGCUGUGCACCUGAUAGUCUGUCUGCAGUCAGUCUGCCGCUGGCAAAGAUCAUCCCCAUCAUCAACGGUCAGAUCAACACCAUCUGCAGUGAGACCCCCAGUCACUUUGUUCAGGAGCUGCUGAUGAACGACCAGGUGAAGGAGUUUGCAGCCAAUGUCUACGAGACCUUCAGCACGCCGCAGGAGCUGCAGAAGUAAUUGUCUGGAUUGGACGAGAUGAGGAGGAGAAGCAGAGGGAGGAUUCGAGAGGAAGAAGAGUGGAGAUUAUUAAAGUCCUGGAUUGUCAGCUCCUCCUGAGACACUUUUCCUCCUCAGCAUCUCGCAAACUUCUCACUCCGUGAUUUGUGGCCACGGCAGGACAGCAGGGGUGUUCAAGCUCAGCGCCGUGAUGAAUUACCAAACGGGAGGAGGAAGAUGAGACCUCCACUGAGUCUUUAGUCAGAGCAGAGCCUGCAGUCAACUUUAGGACCAUUGCUGCUUGGGAACUGGAGUCCCAUUUAACCCAGUAAGGUGGCUUUUGUUUGCUCUGCACCUCAGCUGUGUGUUUGAAGCUCAGAAGAGUUUACAGUGUUUUUCUCUUUUUCUGUUCAAACUUCUGUAGUGGCCUGUUUGUAAGAUAGGUCAGGUGUGGACACAUUUCUGUUAUUAAUCAGUAUUUUUUUUAUUGUGGGGUUGCUGAAGCAGAUGGUGUUUUCAGAAUAUUUCAACUUAAACUUGGAUGAAGAAGCUAAUGAAAAUGUCAUGGAUAGUUAAAUCUGUAUGUUUGUUUUCAUUCUGGGAGUGUCACAUGGUGAUGGAAUGAGAGUAAAUGACCCAUUUUUAGAGCUCUACAAACAUUGGGAGGUUUGAAGGGUGCUGAUGGCGUGAGGUCUCUGGUCACAGGUUGAUCAGUCAGUGCACAGUGGUUUGUGUCACCUUUGGACCUUUUUUCACAUGUUUUCACUCCUAUUUACUGGUUGAGUUUGGGCACUAAAAUUCAUUCGGCUGGUCUUAGGAAAAGACGUGGUGGUUUGGGUUGAAAUGGGGCGCUCCACAACAGGAUAUGUGUGAAGCAUGACAGGCUGGGAGUGACAGUCGUAUGUCACCAAUGCUGUAAUCCAGUGUAUAUAGCUACGGAAAGAGACAGUGUGCAUAGCUGAGACAUGCCAAUGGCGUUGUCUUUCAUCCUGGAAACACCCAGUGUAGUUAACUGUUUUGUGUUUUUGUUUUUUUAUUAUUUGUUUUUAUAUGGAGCUAUAAAUUACAUAAAGACUUCAUUGAAUUUUAAUCUGUUUUCAUGCUACAGAUCUGUUUUGGAGGCUCUUUUAACUCUAACUUCUGCAGUUCCUUUGUUGUCCAGAAGGUGUCACACUUCUUCAACUGUUUAUAUGCUUAUUUCCAACCUUUAGCUUCACAUGAAGUUGCUUCCCCUGUUUUGAAGUUAUUGGUAUAAUAUUCUGGUCUUUGUGAAAAUGCAGCAUCAUUUUAUUUAAAUGGCACAGAUAUUUUUCUCAUUAAUUUCAAGUUAAUGUUAUUUUUGGUGCAAAAUCUUUCUAAUCUUUCCCAUUUUUCUUAUGCUCAUGUAUUUGACCACUUGGCUUUAGACUCAUCUGUAUAGACACAACAGGACUGUUAUUCAAAGCCCAAUCUUUCUCCUGUCGUCCUGCUGUGCUACAUAUUUUCACUCUCUGCCUACACAUGCUACAUCAGGCCCUUUUCUGAGACAUGGGCGCAUACCUCUCACGGUGAUGGAAAGAGCAGCAGUGUGUGCAUUUGCAACAAGGGCAGACAAACCUUUGCACUCUUUGUGUGUUGUUUGCAUUGUUUCUAGAAAAGUGUAACCCAACCUUUGAAUGUUGGAUGGUGUACCUACCCCUGGGCUGUCCUCUGAGAAAGAAACGUCUUUUGUAUUUUUGAAACAGUAAAAAUUCAUCCGGUAAAUCAGAAACUGAGUUUGUGAGAUGAAUUGUUUUAUGAAAUCGAACUCACAAGCAACUCACAAGGAUGCACACUUGUAUAUGCCUUUCCGUUAGUAUGGCAGCGUGUAUGCAGUCUUGUUAAAAUGAAUACUAGUUAGGCGCUGGUAUGAUUGCAGUUUUACAAAGGAGCAGCCACUGUUUGCUUUUAGAUGUGAAGCUGACACUGAGAUGCCAUCGGGUUGUGGGGAGGAAGAAGUGCAUGUGCAAAAGAGUUUAAAAGAAAUAGUCACACCUGAUCAGCUGAUCGUGUAGGUAGAACUGUGAUAAAUACUGCACUUUGAGCCCCUAUGAG